Messenger RNA from Neurospora crassa OR74A, 836 nucleotides. RefSeq names its product scytalone dehydratase. The transcript has 3 exons. Lineage: Eukaryota; Fungi; Ascomycota; Sordariomycetes; Sordariales; Sordariaceae. Gene Ontology annotation, molecular function: scytalone dehydratase activity. The record is from RefSeq and is a predicted model, not a curated record. The coding region runs from base 245 to 769 and encodes 174 amino acids. Gene Ontology annotation, biological process: melanin metabolic process.
CACAGCCGCACAUUCCCACCAUGCACGUCUCGGACUCCGGAAUGGGGGCAUUACAUGCGGUCCUCCGAAGCCUUGGAAGACUGUGUAGCCUUGGAGUGAGACGAGCUUGGACGAGGUGCUGCGAACUGCAAGGGAGACAGACCACAACGAGUGAUAAGGCCUUCAUGCCCAUCUCUGGGGACUUGUUCUGACCCCUUUUCGUUUCUGGCUCCUCUCCAAAGCCUGAUCAACUUCACUGUCAACCAUGGCCAACGCAGCAAACCCCGAGAAACGGAUCACCUUUGAGGAGUACCUCGGCUGUACCGAGGCAUGCUUCGAGUGGGCGGACAGCUAUGACACCAAGGACUUUGACCGGCUGAGGAAGUGCAUCGCUCCGACCCUGAGGAUCGACUACCGUUCGUUCCUUAACAAGCUCUGGGAGGCCAUGCCGGCUGAGGAGUUCAUCAAGAUGGUGUCAGAUAAGAAGGUGAUUGGCAACCCCCUUUUGCGGACGCAGCACUUUAUGAGCGGCAUCAGCAAGUGGGAGAAGGUGUCGGACACCGAGAUUAUCGGCUACCACCAACUCCGCGUGCCUCAUCAGGUCUAUACCGACUCGAGCUGCACCAAGGUUGCUGUCACGGGCCACGCCCACAGUCACAACACCCAUUACUACAAGAAGAUCAAUGGCGUCUGGAAGUUUGCCGGUCUCAAUCCGGAUAUUCGUUGGACCGAGGGUGACUUUGACAAGGUCUUUGCUGACGGGCGUGAGGAACUGGGCGAAGUCAACUGAAGCGAUAGCACGGGCGCUGUUGUGUUAGCAGAAUUGGUAGCAAAUUCGAAUCAAGUAUAACCUAGAA